AUUAAAAAACUUUUCAAGCAGCGACCUGGCAUUCUCCUCAGGGAAAGACUUUGGAGAAAACAGUGGCCUGGCUGUGUACGUAGCGGACGCGAUUGAUGCAAGCGUCAACUGGGAGGACAUCAGAUGGCUCCGAGGGCUGACAUCGCUGCCCAUCGUCAUGAAAGGAAUCCUCAGGGCUGAUGAUGCUAAAGAAGCUGUAAAGAUUGGAGUAAAUGGUAUCCUGGUGUCAAAUCAUGGAGCACGACAGCUUGAUGGGGUCCCUGCCACGAUCGAUGUCUUGCCUGAAAUCGUUGAGGCUGUGGAGGGGAAGGUGGAGGUGUUCCUAGACGGUGGUGUAAGAAAAGGCACAGACGUUCUCAAAGCAUUAGCUCUUGGUGCCAAAGCUGUAUUCAUCGGAAGACCUCUCAUCUGGGGCUUGGUUUACCAAGGUGAAGAAGGAGCAAAAGAAGUUCUCCAGAUGCUGAAGGAAGAAUUUCGCCUGGCAAUGGCUCUGGCAGGAUGCCAGGGAGUAGAAGAUAUUGGCAGGACGCUGGUACGAAGACAACAAGUAUUGUUCUCCAGGAUUUAG
Molecule: messenger RNA, 568 nt
Organism: Eurypyga helias (sunbittern)
Lineage: Eukaryota; Metazoa; Chordata; Aves; Eurypygiformes; Eurypygidae
Product: hydroxyacid oxidase 1-like
Exons: 5
Molecular function (GO): oxidoreductase activity; FMN binding
Source: RefSeq, a predicted model, not a curated record